UUGGAAUAUUAGAGGUUAUGUAGGGUUAUGUAGGUUAUAUGUAUAGCUGUCUACAAGAUAGUGAAAAAUUCAUAAAUACCUCUGAAAUGGACAGUGUUUUACCAGGCUUCGAAAAUUUGGAUACGUUUAAAGUUUCCGAAGACCUACAAAAUGAUACGGUUAAAAAAAAAUCUAAGAAAGGUGGAGGAUUUCAAACAAUGGGUUUAAGUUUUAACGUUUUAAAAGGAAUAACAAAACGUGGUUAUAAAGUACCAACACCAAUUCAACGAAAAUCUAUACCGCUCGUAAUGGAAGGACGCGAUGUUGUUGCUAUGGCUCGAACUGGAAGUGGUAAAACAGCAUGUUUCUUAAUUCCUCUCUUUGAAAAACUUAAAAUGCGAAUUGCUAAAGCAGGUGCCAGAGCACUUAUACUUUCACCUACAAGGGAGCUAGUUUUACAAACGUUUAAAUUUAUUAAAGAACUGGGAAAAUUUACUGGAUUAAAAGCAGCAGUUGUCCUAGGAGGAGAUUCAAUGGAAGAACAAUUUUCGUCUAUUCAUGGUAAUCCAGAUGUUAUAGUAGCUACUCCAGGCAGAUUUUUACAUGUCUGCAUAGAGAUGGAUCUAAAAUUAAAAAGUAUUGAAUAUGUUGUAUUUGAUGAAGCAGACAGACUAUUUGAAAUGGGAUUUGGAGAACAGCUUACUGAGAUUGUUAACAGAUUACCAGAUUCGAGACAAACUGUUCUUUUUUCUGCUACACUUCCUAAAGUACUUGUGGAUUUUGCAAAAGCUGGCUUGAGUGAUCCUGUGUUAAUAAGAUUGGAUGUUGAAUCAAAACUACCCACUGAGUUGAAGUUACUAUUUUUAAUUGUACGUCCUGAGGAAAAAGUUGCAGCUCUACUUAUGUUACUGAAAAGUCAUAUUGAUAGUAAACAACAAACAGUUGUUUUUGUUGCAACAAAACACCAUGUUGAAUAUUUACAUUCGAUACUAGAUUAUUGUGGCAUAAGUAACACGUAUAUCUAUUCAAACUUGGAUCCAUCAGCUAGAAAAAUUCACGCAGCAAAAUUUACAACAGGAAAAGUUAAGGUUUUAGUUGUAACAGAUGUUGCUGCUAGAGGAAUUGAUAUACCCCAGCUAGAUAAUGUAAUUAACUUUAACUUUCCUGCAAAAUCAAAACUUUUUGUGCAUCGAGUCGGUCGUUGUGCACGAGCUGGCAGAACCGGAACUGCCUAUUCAUUAGUAACACCAGAUGAGUAUGCAUAUCUUUUAGAUUUGCACCUCUUUUUGGGACGUCCGCUGAUAUUGGCGGGACCAAAUAGUACCCUCAAUGAAACUGUCGUUGGGAAAAUGCCCCAGGGUAUUAUAGAAGAACAGUUUAGUCUGCUGGUUACUCUCCACGAAACUCACGUUGAUUUGGUGAGUAUGAGUAAUGUUUGUGAAAAUGCUUAUAAACAAUACAUAAGAUCAAGACCUCUCUCAUCUGCCGAUAGUAAUCGUAGAGUGAAGGAAAUGCCUUUUGCAUCUUGCGGCAUUCAUCCAGUAUUCAAAAAUGAAACUGGAGAAUUGGAAGCUGACAGGGAAUUAUUACUGGGACAAAUGAAAAACUACAGGCCACCCGGGACAAUUUUCGAAAUUUGCGGUAAAAACAAAUCGGUUGAUUAUAUUACAAUGAAAAACAAAAGAGCUGUACAUAAGAGUGUAAUUGAAUCUUUUCAUGAAAAAACUAAAGAAAAGGAAAAAUUAAAACCGACUUUCGACGAAAGCAAAAAAGCAGAUCUUACCGUUAGUGAUAAUCACGAUAUAGAAGAAACGUUUAAAACAGUUGUUUUACCAAAAAAACGAAAAAUCGAAGAAAUUUAUAAAAAGAAAACGAAAAAGGUCAAGGAUGAAGAACAUUUUAUUCCAUACGUCCCUCCAGACAGACAUACUGAGGAAGGACUGGCCAUAAAUAAUUUUCAAAAAGAUGCAAUAAAAGCACAGUUUGACUUAAUAGGUGAUUCUUCUGAAAUGUUACAAUCCUCUAAAAAUCAAAUAAGGUGGGACCGUAAAAAGAAGAAAAUGGUAGCAGUAAAUCCUAAUCCGAAAGCUGGUAAAAUAAAAACAGAAUCAGGAGCUUGGAUACCUUCGAGUUAUAAAAGCGACCGAUACGCUCAGUGGAAAGAAAAAACGAAAGCUGCAGAACAGGAGGAAGAUAGUGAAGAUGAUGAACAGAAAAAGCAAAUAAAUAAAUUUAAAAAUAUUAAAACCCAUUGGGCCAGGCACAAUGAAAAAGUAAUGACGAAACAAAGAAAAUCGGAAUUAAAAACGACAGAACAAAUCCUUAAAGCGAGAAAGAUUGCAGAAAAGAAAAAGAUGCGCCAAAAGAAGAAAUUUAAGAAAUCAAAAACAAAGCAUCGUUGAGUUGUAAGUUUUAUACAUAUAUUAAUUAAACCAAUAAAAGCUUUACAGCGAUUUAGAGAACAAA
Agrilus planipennis (emerald ash borer) is the source of this 2445-nucleotide messenger RNA. Its product is annotated as ATP-dependent RNA helicase DDX54. Bases 39 to 2381 code for a protein of 780 amino acids. The transcript is spliced from 12 exons. Gene Ontology annotation, cellular component: nucleus. The record is from RefSeq and is a predicted model, not a curated record. Gene Ontology annotation, molecular function: RNA binding; ATP binding; RNA helicase activity. Lineage: Eukaryota; Metazoa; Arthropoda; Insecta; Coleoptera; Buprestidae.